Selaginella moellendorffii is the source of this 1119-nucleotide messenger RNA. RefSeq names its product centrosomal protein of 112 kDa-like. The record is from RefSeq and is a predicted model, not a curated record. Lineage: Eukaryota; Viridiplantae; Streptophyta; Lycopodiopsida; Selaginellales; Selaginellaceae. The coding region runs from base 36 to 1004 and encodes 322 amino acids. The transcript is spliced from 11 exons.
UUGGCCAAUGUUUUGCUACUAACUAACUUGGCGCGAUGGCGGGCGCUCUAAUCCAGUCGUGGGAUGAGAUCGAAGGAAAGGUGAAGAGCAAGGUGGGACAGCUAACGGGACUGCUCCAGCAUUUCACCGCUUCUUCCGAGUCGGAUUCCGAUAUUUACUACCAGAAUUUGGCGAGCCGGCAUGACACCGAGAUUGAGGAGAUUCUUCGCGAAACUGUGGGGCGACUCCAGCUCUUUAGAGAUGCAAUGCAGUAUAGCGUCGAGGGAGAUCACAUCAAAGCCGCGGCCGAGAAAAAUAAAAUGCAGGCUGUGCGACUCGAGGCCGAGAAUGAGCUCAAUGCUUAUAAGAAGACAUCUCAAGAGCGGCAAGAAGCAUUGGAGGCGACUCACAACCAAAAGAUGGAGCUUGUUGAGGGGAAUAUGGCUUUAAUGAGGGAGACGCUGGAUAAAGCGACUACUGAGCUCCAGACAACGCUAGAAACAAUCAGCCGUCUUUCGGAUGAGCUUGAAGAAGUAAAGCGUUUGCACGAAAAAGAGAUUGGAAAGGAACGGAUUGAAAGAAAGAGCGAGGCAGAGGCUCUUUUGCAAAAGCACGAGGCUGAACUUCGGGCCCGGAUUGAACGUCAAGAGGAAGAGCAAAUGAAGCAAGAGGCUUCACACGAAGACCUGAUGGAUCAACUUCGAGCUUAUUACAAAGACGAGAUCAGUCGGCUGAAGGUAGAGAACGAAGAGAAGGUGUCUACACUUCAACAAAACUAUGAUGCAUUGCAAUACGACUUGACUACCGAAAAACUAGCCAUUCAGAACAGGCUGACUGUCGUGUACAAGGAAAGGGAAGCUCUAGCAAAAGAGACGGCCAUGCUGAAAGGAAGCCUCAGAGAGGCCAAUUCCUUGAUUGAGAAUGCUCAUGCGGAGCAUCUACAGACGAGGUCUAGUUUGGAAGACGACAUCCAAGUCCUGAAGGAAGACAACAGGCAUUUGGUGCUACUCGUUUUGACUUCCUAAUUAUUUACAUUUACAAUUGCGUCAUGUUGAUCACUAUAUCAGGAGGAGCGAUUGAAAGGUGCCCUUGCAGAUAUGUACAAGUUGUCCGAGCAUGCAGAGUAAACUCCUGGCUCUC